Messenger RNA from Closterium sp. NIES-67, 1127 nucleotides. The record is from the annotation of a GenBank genome assembly. NCBI's taxonomy places the organism in Eukaryota, Viridiplantae, Streptophyta, Zygnematophyceae, Desmidiales, Closteriaceae.
CUCCCUAUGUUCAAUCAAUUCAAUUUCCACAUUCCAGCCAUCGCAAAAUUCGACGCGAAUUCGCCCGUUCCUCCCGCCCAUCCCGCUCGUCGUGUUUCCACCAUGGCUCGCACUCUCUUCCUCGUCGCUCUCGUCCUCGGCGUCGUCGCCGCCGCCAAUGGCGCCACCGUGUCCUUCUCCUACGACAAGAGCGGCACUGACUGGCCGGGCGCGUGCGCGUCGGGCGAGCGGCAGUCGCCGAUCAACAUCGUGAUGGACGAGGCGGUGCUGGGCGCGUCGAAGGAGCUCUUCCACGUCAACUACUCCACCGCCGCCAAGGUCGCCGUCGUCAACAAGGGCUCCACCAUCCAGGUGAUUCCGGCGGAGGCGGAGUCGCACAUGCUGCACCUGGCGUCGGGCGACUACAAGCUGCUGCAGAUGCACGUGCACGCCAUGUCGGAGCACACGGUCAACGGGCUCUUCGCGCCCAUGGAGGCGCACUUCGUGCACGUGCACGUCGAUGACCCCAAGAAGCUCGCCGUGGUGGGCGUCAUGCUGCGCCUCCACCGCGACGACGCCAACUCCACGUGGAUCAGUCAGUGGCUAUCUCCCGCACCCGCCGCCAACGGCGCGAACGUGACGGUGCCGGUGUCGGAGGACUUCUGGUCCGCGCUGCUGGCACCGUCCAUGGGGUUCUGGACGUACCCCGGGUCGCUGACGACGCCCGAGUGCGACGAGAUCGUGCAGUGGCACGUGCUGCGCAAGUCGCAGCCGCUGUCCGUGGCGCAGACCAUCCACUUCAUGAACAUGAUGGCCGUCACCAACAACGGCGAGCGCACCGACAACCGCUUCCCGCAGCCCAUCAACGGCCGCACCGUCUACUUCUACUACCCUGCCUCGCUCCCCCAGUAGAUGCGCUCCAAGCCGCCUCGCGCCUUGGCAGCUUUUUCCGUCGGCUGGACUCAACAAAAGGGUAGAAUGCCGACGGUGUGUAGGUUUGCAUGUGCUUGCGAUAUCUGUGUCGCCCUGCUGUGUUUUUUUCCAAGUUAAUAAAGCGAAUUGUUUCAGUGCUGAAGGCUCCUCAUUUGUCAGCCAUGUCCCCUUCCACUAACCCACGCGCCUAGCGGCAGCCUCCCUCAGAACCCGUG